UAUCCCCAUCUGUGCUCUCGCAAUUUCAUCGUUCUCCCUGGCUGUUCUCCGUUUCUUUCCUAUUUGGUCGUUUGCUUCUUCGAAAAGGAGGAGAGAAACGGAGGAGCAUUUCUCUGUCGCUGAUUUGGAAAGACUUCGUUAUUAGCGUAAUGACUGAUCAAGUUAACCAUCCAACUGUCACCCAAAAAAAUGUUCGCCAAUUCCACAUUGGUUCUGGACUUGCACAUUUGGUACAUGAGAGGCAUUUUUCUACAGCAAACCACAUGAAUGGUGGACUUCAAAGUCCAGUGUUGUCUGCAUGCAGAGCUACCAGUGAUCUCGCAAUGUUGUCAUCUGCAUCGCCUAUCCUUGCAAAUGCACCUUCAGAAAAAGGAUUUACAAAUUUUGCCAUAGAUUUUCUUAUGGGUGGAGUCUCUGCAGCUGUUUCCAAAACAGCUGCUGCUCCCAUUGAGCGUGUGAAACUUCUAAUUCAGAACCAAGAUGAGAUGAUAAAGAGUGGUCGCCUCUCCGAACCCUACAAGGGUAUAACAGAUUGCUUUACACGGACAAUGAAAGAUGAAGGUUUUGCAUCACUAUGGAGAGGCAACACAGCAAAUGUCAUUCGUUACUUCCCAACUCAGGCUUUAAACUUUGCUUUCAAGGAUUACUUCAAGAGGAUGUUCAAUUUCAAGAAAGACAAGGAUGGAUACUGGAAAUGGUUUGGUGGAAACCUUGCUUCUGGUGGUGCUGCCGGUGCUUCUUCUCUGCUUUUUGUCUACUCCCUGGAUUAUGCCAGAACUCGUUUAGCAAAUGAUUCAAAAGCUGCAAAAAAAGGUGGAGAAAGACAAUUCAACGGUCUUAUUGAUGUUUACAGGAAGACUUUGCAGUCCGAUGGCAUUGCUGGCCUUUAUCGUGGGUUCAACAUUUCAUGUGUUGGAAUCAUAGUUUAUCGUGGUCUCUACUUUGGAUUGUAUGAUUCACUGAAGCCAGUGAUUCUCACCGGAGAACUACAGGAUAGCUUCUUUGCUAGCUUUGCGCUCGGUUGGGUGAUAACCAACGGUGCCGGGCUUGCAUCAUACCCUAUCGACACAGUUCGCAGAAGGAUGAUGAUGACCUCAGGAGAGGCUGUCAAGUACAAGGGCUCCCUUGAUGCAUUCAGCCAAAUUCUGAAGAAUGAGGGCCCAAAAUCUCUAUUCAAGGGUGCGGGUGCCAACAUUCUCCGUGCCAUUGCCGGUGCCGGUGUCCUUGCUGGCUACGACAAGCUGCAGCUGAUAGUUUUCGGGAAGAAGUAUGGCUCCGGGGGAGCUUAAUGCAUGUCACUUGGCAACUGAUGGCGACGAAAAAGCAUAGUUUAGGUUCCUAUUGGCAUUUUGUUAUUUCUCAGUUCAAACAAUUUUUCUUCAACUGUGAGACUUGUCAAUUUUGCUGCAAAAGGUUUGAGAAAAAACAAUGUUUCUUUAAUUUUAUUGCUAAAUUCUUGCAAA
Zingiber officinale is the source of this 1463-nucleotide messenger RNA. RefSeq names its product ADP,ATP carrier protein 1, mitochondrial. Gene Ontology annotation, biological process: mitochondrial ADP transmembrane transport; mitochondrial ATP transmembrane transport. The record is from RefSeq and is a predicted model, not a curated record. The transcript has 4 exons. Bases 150 to 1289 code for a protein of 379 amino acids. Lineage: Eukaryota; Viridiplantae; Streptophyta; Magnoliopsida; Zingiberales; Zingiberaceae. Gene Ontology annotation, molecular function: ATP:ADP antiporter activity. Gene Ontology annotation, cellular component: mitochondrial inner membrane.